Aspergillus mulundensis is the source of this 3096-nucleotide messenger RNA. Its product is annotated as ATP-binding protein. Gene Ontology annotation, molecular function: ATP binding; ATP hydrolysis activity. Lineage: Eukaryota; Fungi; Ascomycota; Eurotiomycetes; Eurotiales; Aspergillaceae. The record is from RefSeq and is a predicted model, not a curated record. The transcript has 2 exons. The coding region runs from base 1 to 3096 and encodes 1031 amino acids.
AUGGCUACCCUUGAGCCAACAAACGAAACCCCUAGCAAUGGUGUUGUCGCCAAUGGCCCGGCGACAGCCCCUGGAACGCCCCUUGCCAAGGACCAGGUCGAGUAUACACGGAUGCUCGAGAAGCGACUGAGCGAGUUGGAAAAUCGCCUACUUCACCUAGAACUGCAAAACAAGGAGCUUGUCAGCAAGCGUGUCGUGAAUGGGGACAACGUCGAGAGUGAGAUCGACAACACGGCAAAGAGCCCGUCAGACGACGAUGCAGGGCCUGAACCGGCCCAGCUCCCUAUCGUACGGGAGAUCCGUAAACUAAACUGGAUUAAUUUUGCAAACCGUUUCCCGGACCAGAGAGAUUCGGCGCUGAUUGAACUUCUCAUGGGCCCGCCGUCGCUGGAAGAAGAGUACAAGAAGGACGACGUCUUUUGCGAAAAGCUGCGCCUGGUCGGUGCCGAAGAGGCACAGCAGCUGAUGCAGACUACACGAGAGCGUAACGUUAUCCGACCUGGCGCCUGCAUUCAGUCGGUCCGCAUCACCUCGAUUCCCCUUUCCCGAGAGCUGCUCGAGAUUUUUGAUGCGGAUGAGAAUACCUCUUCGAACCCACUGGUCUUCAGCCGGCCAUUUGUGCCGUUGAUUCACUACUUCGAUGAGUUCAAGAAGAAGCUGAUCGAGUUGAAAUCCGAGUUUGGCUUGACUGAGGAAGAGCUGGAGGAUGAGUCGGGUAUGCCGCCAGCUGGUGAAGAACCGCUGCCAAUCACUGUCAUGACUUUCUCUGAGAAAACGAGGGCCGACAACAUCUGUCUGCUUAAGGAUUUCCGCUAUUUGAUCCAGUUCCUAGAGCAGGAGAUACUUCCACUUGCAGACAUGUUUGACGCCCCGGGCAGACACAAGAAAGUUUGUUUCGUUGACCUGUGGCAUCUGUUUAGGGUUGGCGAGUACAUCUACAACACCGACGCAACGGCGUCUUUUCAGACCAACCCCAUGUCGGUUGUCACUGCUGACGGGGACCAGAAGCUAUGGAAACUGUUUUGGAAACGGGCGUUCGACGAUAAGUUCGAGCUCAAGUGCUACCGCAUCGACCAUAACGGAGAGGCCUACGUGUGCAUCCCAACCACGUUUACCAUUGAAUACUUCAAGGGAGAGAAGGAUAUUGCCGAUCUCGCUGUCUACCCUCUUCGCUUCGCGGAGAAAAAGGAAGAGCUUAUUCGAGAAUGCCAGGAGACAGGUCAGAAGUGCAAAGAGUGUCUGGACGGACAAUUCCUUCUACACACUGGAUGGGCCCUGACGCCCGACUCUCAAAGCUCCCUACAGUACAUAGCCAGCGAUGUGAUCAUCGACGCGGGUGAGGCGAUGAAGCUCCAUUUGAACUGGAAGUUCAAUUCGAGGUACCCAAGUACAGACACCGGAGACAGAGGCUACGCGGACUCCUCGCAUGUAAUGUUCUACUGGCGAAUCAAGGACCAAAAGGCUGUCUCGUCGAAUACGUACAACUCGUACUGGAUCGACGACUGGGUCGGCCGCAAGGAGAAGAUUGAUUACUGCGAAAAGGACUCAUUUCUUUCAUACGGCAUGAAGGGCAAGGAGAAGGAAUACAAGUUAAGGGACGAAGACACUGUGCUUUUGCCACGCCGCCUAUUUGCCUAUGUCCUCCAGGAGCGGCGUUUCGUCGCGGUCGAUAUUCGAAACCUCUCGCGGGUCAAGAAGUCCGCAGGUGGGAGCUUCGAGAACCUGGUAAUCGAUCCGGACCAUAUGAGUCUGCUGCAGUCCCUGGUGCACUCGCACUUUACGCGCAAGAAGAUCCAGGACUCUGGAUUCUACAGUGUCAAUCAGGACAUUGUGCAUAACAAGGGGCGCGGUCUUGUUAUUUUGCUCCACGGCGUUCCAGGAGUUGGCAAGACCUCAACAGCAGAGACCAUUGCCCACGAGUGGAGCAAGCCCUUGCUUCCUAUCACGUACGGUGACCUAGGCCUAUCACCUGCCAACGUUGAGGGCAAGCUCAAGGACGUCUUCCGCCUCGCUCAGCUCUGGGGCUGUAUCCUGUUGCUGGACGAGGCCGACGUCUUUCUUUCGGAGAGGAAGCCUACCGAUUUAGAGAGGAAUGCCCUCGUCUCCGUCUUCCUCCGGGUGCUGGAGUACUACACCGGAAUUCUUUUCCUCACUACCAACCGCGUGGGCAACAUCGACGAGGCCUUCAGGUCCAGAAUCCACAUCAGUCUACACUACCCCAACCUGGGCAAGAGAGAGACGAAGCGGAUCUGGAAGCUGAACCUCGACCGCCUGAAGACCAUCGAGGACGAACGGGCCACCGCAACCAACCAGGCGCCGCUGACGAUCGAUGUAGACGGCAUAAGUAAGUUCGCGGUACAGCACUACAACGAAAGCCAACAGGGUAAAGGAAGAUGGAACGGACGGCAGAUCAGAAACGCCUUCCUGAUUGCCUCUGCCCUCGCGCGGUACGAAAAGGAAAACCCAGACUCCAAGUCCCAGCCCUUGAUCAACCUCUCGCGCUAUGACAUCUGCGCCAGGCACUUCAAGACCGUUGCCGACGCGGGCUCGGGCUUCGACAAGUAUCUCUACGAGACCAAACGCAAGACGCCCGGCGAGGUUGCCUUCGUGCAGGGGUACCGCAAUGACUCGGUCAACCACAAGUUCUCGCAGAUGCCCAACAUUCACUACCCUCCAGCUCCAGGCCAAAUGGGCGGCCACCCCAAUAACCAGGGCUUCUUCCCCAGCACGCCCAGUCCAAUCCCCCAGGGCCAGGGCCAUUACGAGGGCCUCCAGAUUCACAAUGCCGGGGCACGCCAGUCCCAGACACAGUUUGCCCAGUAUGGGUAUUCACCGGACGGCUCCCGUGGCCAGCCAUAUCAGCAUGGGCACGAUCUGAAUCCCGUCGCUUCUCCGCAGAUGGGAAUGGCCCCGGGAGGAUACGGGCAGGGCUUGAGUAUGGGCAUGGGGAUGGGGUUGAACUCCGGCUUUAACCUCCAGCAGCCGCCGGUUACCCCGAGUAAGCAGCCGGUCCAGGGGUCACCAGGUGGUCUCCAACAUCAGGACGGGUAUUCCGGUCCCACGCGGCCUGGCGAUGAUGAUACCGAUUCUGACUAG